Argiope bruennichi is the source of this 2198-nucleotide messenger RNA. RefSeq lists its product as uncharacterized. The transcript is spliced from 10 exons. The coding region runs from base 292 to 1950 and encodes 552 amino acids. The record is from RefSeq and is a predicted model, not a curated record. Lineage: Eukaryota; Metazoa; Arthropoda; Arachnida; Araneae; Araneidae.
GAAAAAACUGUUAGACACAUGCGACCUUAAGAAAAGUUUUAAUUUUCAAUAACGCAUUAUAUUUUUAUGUCCAGUUUUAUUAUGAUUUAUUUUAAACGCAACAGAACGUUUGUGCAUAUUCUGUAAUUCAAACUUUGCAAAAUGCUUCUUUACAAAGCAGAGCAUUAUUGGCAAUACCAUGUCAUCAGGUGGCGCGAGUGUGAAAGUGUUCUAAGGAAACUCCGUGAAGAACUGUUGUAAAAUAAAAACAACGUUUAUAAGAAAAACGUAGCUAAUAUCUGAAGCUUGAAGAUGGAAACAGCUUCUGAUGAUUGCCCUACUGGUAUUUUGAUUGAUAUUGAUUUGCAAACAGAAGUUUUAAGCUAUACUAGAAAUGAAAAUAAAAAAAGUCAAGUAGUUAAAAAUAAAAAAGAGAAAAAUAUUGUUGCAGAUACUGGAUCUUCACAUCCAUGGGCGUCAUAUUGUCUUAUGGACCAAUCUCCUCUAAAGCCUCCACCAAUACUCCAAAGGAAUAUAUGUUUCACUCCAAAAUCAAACUGGAAGACACCAUCACCUAAAAGCAUGAAAAUUAUUAGUCGUGAGGCAUCUCGCAUUGUUGAUCAGUUGUAUUCUUCACCUAUUAAUUGCUCAGAAGCUAUGAUAUGUGAUGAAGUUUUUCCUGCCGUAAAAUCUUUAGAUGAUGCGUGUUUUGAUGAAGAUCAUAUUAAACCCAGAAACCUCUUUGCAACGAAUGUGACUUUUACUCAUGAAAAUGUUGACCGAAGUAAUCCUGACUCAUUUAAUUUGGCAGAAUGCACUGUUUCUGAUAUUAGCAGUUCAAAAAGUGUCGGUGUUUUGGAUGAAAAGCUUUCUGCAGUAGUGUUGCAGUCUGAUAGAAAAUCUCCAAUUGAACACGAUUCCAUUUCUGAAAAAAUAAUUGCAAGUGUGGUCCCUGAAAAUGCACCUAGUCAAGAAUCAUAUGACAAGUUUUGUGUGAAUGAUAAAAAUAAGGUAAAAUUUGUCACUUGUGCAGUAAAUUCAAGUUCUGUUAAUCCUGAAUAUGCAAAUGUGUCAAGUGACAAACUGCUCGCACCCGAGUCUGAAGUAACUAUACAUAAAAAAAUGCCUGUUGUUACAAAGGGUUUUGGUUUUAAAACUUCUUUGAAGACUUAUGCUGAAGAAAAUGUACUCCAAGCUAAUGGUACUAGACAACCAAAAUAUGGAGGAAAAUUUUCGAAAACAGAAAAAUCUUGCAGUUCUAGUGAAGAUGGAACAAAGGAGACAAAAGUAAGAAAAAAUCAAAUUUUGAAGGAUGAAUCCAUUUUAACACAAUCUUCAAAAAAGAAUAUUACUGCAAAGUAUCAAGGUUUAGAAAAGAAGAAAGAUAAAGAAAAUCAAAAUUUAGAAGAUCAUUUUUCUGAAAAUAUGGUUAGGAAAGCUGAAACUUUUCUGCAAAAAUCUAACAUUGUGCGAUCUCAAUCACUUUUUUGUAAACAGGAUCGUUUGUGCAAGACUGAGAAAUUGUUAGAAACUCCUACUGUUGUAUCAUCAGUUCGUCGCUUUAAUUCGUUUCAUGCUGGGAGCUCUAGGAAUGCCAUUCCAACUGCCGAGAAAAAGAUUCCAACCACUUGCUCAUCUUCCAGAGUUUUAAAGCCGAAGAUGUCUUUGAAUCAAGUUUCAAGUAAUGGAAUCGAAUAUUCUACACCUUUGCAAUUUGGGAAAUAUUCUCAAAACUUCAAGAAUACUGACUUGUCUGCUACAAACCCAAUGCGAAGAAAAUCGCUUGCAUUUAAUUCCAACGUCUCUUUGAUUGUUAGUAAUAAAAAAAAUUCUCAAAAUGAUCAACAUUCCAUUACUAAAAAACCUGCAGAAACUUCUUCCAAUAGACUUGGAUUUGGGAAGAAGUUGAAUGUACCAUCAUCUCAUCCCAAAUUAAAGAAUGACAGUUUAUCCAGAAAAUUGUUUCCUUAAUUGCAAAACAUAAUAUGGUCCAAGAUAAAUGUAUCGUGGGCUCUGCAGGCUCAAUAAGUCAAGUGCCUUACAACAAUCCUAAACGUUUAUAAAAAUAAUUCAAAUCUUAUAUAUUACGGUGGUUGAUCUAUGUUGCAGGGUAAAAUUAUAUUGAUGAUUUUUCGAAUGUUGAUAAAAUGUAUUAUAAUAUGUGAUAAUUUGUAAAUUAAAUGAAAUGUUGGAUAUUUCGUGUGGUGUAAAAAUAAAUU